AUGUAUUCGUGGUUUAGGGCAGCUCUGGCUCCAGCAGCGGCGAUGGCGAAAAAGGCGGUCCGAGCGCUCAGCGUUUUUGUGUGCGUCGCUUUCCCUGCCUUGGUGGAAGCCACAAAAUGUCUCAAGUUGCACAACAAGUUCAGAACAGCGGGACUCGACGUUGGAGUCCCGGAGCUCGUUGCCAAUCCAACCGCACGCAACGUCGUGAUGGACAUCGUGAAGAAACGCGCGGCAGAUAAAUGUGCUAAAGAAGAACACUCUGAGGAAGCACGCAAAGCUGGGAUGGGCGAGAACAUAUUCUACGCGGACGACGCAAACUGCGCUAUCGGCGUGAAGAUGUGGUACGACGAGGUGAAGAUUCUCAAGGGAAACUAUCCGGGAACGGAGUGGAACCGAAUGGGCACAAUUGGCCACUUCACUCAGGUGAUGUGGGAGACCAGCCAAGGCAUGGCGUGUGCACGCACGACGAGCUGCCCAAAGUGGAAUCAACUGUUCUGCGUCUACAAGCCUGCAGGGAACUGGAUCGGCGUCGCGCCAUUCUCGGAAGCUGUGUGGAUGUCGAUCUUGAAGCGUGAUGGCAUGUCGGGGGCUCUCUCGGUAGCCCAGGUUAGCGCCGGUUCUUUGGCAGCCGUCAUUAGUGCGGUUUUGUUUAUCCUUGCCGAGUGA
Molecule: messenger RNA, 666 nt
Organism: Neospora caninum
Lineage: Eukaryota; Apicomplexa; Conoidasida; Eucoccidiorida; Sarcocystidae
Exons: 5
Coding region: 1-666 (221 amino acids)
Cellular component (GO): extracellular region
Source: RefSeq, a predicted model, not a curated record